This is a messenger RNA of Pangasianodon hypophthalmus (striped catfish), 2262 nucleotides long. Its product is annotated as transcription factor HES-5. The coding region runs from base 1 to 681 and encodes 226 amino acids. Gene Ontology annotation, cellular component: nucleus. Gene Ontology annotation, molecular function: protein dimerization activity; DNA-binding transcription factor activity, RNA polymerase II-specific; RNA polymerase II cis-regulatory region sequence-specific DNA binding. The transcript is spliced from 2 exons. The record is from RefSeq and is a predicted model, not a curated record. Gene Ontology annotation, biological process: regulation of transcription by RNA polymerase II; anterior/posterior pattern specification; regulation of neurogenesis. Lineage: Eukaryota; Metazoa; Chordata; Actinopteri; Siluriformes; Pangasiidae.
AUGUGGCAGCCCUACAUUCCUCAUUGUAUAUCCAAGCUCUCCCAUUGGCUCCAAACUGUGAGAAACUCCAACAAGCCCAAGACCCACACAUUCAUAUGGAGAUUUGGGAGUAUAAAUAGAGGAGAUGCAGCCAGUACAAAUCACACUCACUCUACACAGAGAGAUCUACAGCACAGAGACACAGCCAUGGCACCAACCAUCACUUCAGCAAUGACCAUCUCAAACGAGCACCUGCCUCUGAAGAACAAGCUGAGGAAGCUGAUGGUGGAAAAGAUGCGCAGAGAUCGUAUCAACAGCAGCAUUGAGCAGCUGAAGUCUCUCCUGGCUACGCAGUUCCUCAACCAGGAACCUGACUCCAAGCUGGAGAAAACAGAUAUCCUGGAGAUGACAGUCAGCUUCCUGAGACGACAGCAGCAGCAGCAGCAGUCUGCAUUCUCCUCCAGCUCAGCAGCUGUCAAUCAAGGCUUCUCCAGAUGUGUCCAUGAGGUUGUCCACUUCCUGUUCAAAGAAGAGGUGAAGACACAGAGCCAGAGAAAACUGCAGAACCACUUCCAGAACCUGCAGCCAUCUUCAGAUGAGAACAGGAGGGAAAGUGUUCUGCCUCAGCUGAGCUCUACAGAGCAGCAGAUCAUCAGCAAAGAGAAGAGUUCAGUUAAGAGCGCCCUCUGGAGGCCCUGGUAGAGUCUAGUCUAGAACUUCUCUCUGUUAACCACUGUUGACCAUAUUGGUCUGAUAAUAUGAGUGUAAUAACUAUGUAUUUUAUUUCUGUUGGGUAAAAUUUACUCAUGUCCCAGUUAAUAUUAUACUGUGUUAUACGUCACUUGAUUUCUUCUGCAAUUACAAUACAUCAGAAAGACUCUUUUUUUAAAAAAUGCAUUUAUUUUUUAAUGCUUUGAAUUCUCAAGAAAGAAUUCAUUUCUAAUGUUUGGAAUGAUAUACUGUCAGUCAUUAAAGUCUGACAUCCGUUUCCUAUAUCCGGUAUAGAUAUUUAUGUUUGCCUUUUAUAAAGGCUUUUAUUUUCCUAAAUAUAAAUGCCCUAGUGAUAUUUUAAAGCUUGUCAAGGGCUUUUAUUAACCUAUAAAUAUCAUUUUGAUGUUCUGAAGCCUAUUGUACUUCAUAGUGAAUAAUUAUCCUUUCUGUAUAGGCAUAUUAUCCUUUCUGGAUAUUGCCUUCUGUGAAGGCAAAAUAUUUACAAAAUAUGAACUGAAUGUACUUGACUCAUGACAUGGCGAAAUAAAACAAUCACCGAAAUUUUGUCUCAUUUUCUCUCCAUUCAUGCACACUGGCUGAUCACAUUUUGCAAAGUCUACAGUGCCUUGUUGACUAUGUACUUAAGGGACUAUUUUGAACAUAAUGGUUUGAAUUAUUUUAAAACAUAGUCUUCUAAACAACAGAAUCUCAAAAUACGUAGACUGUAUGUGCUGGGGGUUGAGCUUGUGUUAUAACUCUAAAGACAAAAUGCUAAGAUUUCUGAGGUUUCCCACACUGGAUUAUUUGCAUUAAGAGACUACGAAAUGAACAAUAAUUGUAUGUCUAUUCAUACACUAAUGGUGUCAUAAAGAUUUGUCUUCUGAUGAACAGAAAACCACAGAAAUUUCAAUUGAUUCAGUUCUCUUCAUCUGACAAAUAUAUACCUUAGAGAAACAUUUAUUUAAGGUAUGUAAAUGUACUUUGUAAAGCUACACUUUAUUGUAAAUAUAGAAGGAUAAAAAUGUUAGCAUACCAGUAAAAGAUAUGACUAAUAUUUUAGAAUUUUUUUAUGGUAACUAAAUAUUUUUUAUUUUUGUCAAUUUUGCUGACCCUUGUUUCCUUAGUUCUAUAUAUAUAUAACCUUUUUUGUAUAUAAAUUUGAAAUGGCUAAAUGCAUAUGUACUGUAUAUAAAUUACAUAAUAUAUAUGUAAAUUAAUGCAAUGCAAACUACCUGUAAAUUACCUUACAGCAUAAACCUCUAUCUUUAAUGUUGAUGUAGUCAAAAGCAUGUAGGCAUAAACCUCCAGGAAAUGUGGAAAAUAGUCUGUGAAUGUUAACCAGUGGCUCUGAGUGCCACUUUGGUGCAGCAUGAUGACUCAAACCACGUUUCGGUCCAACUAACUAGGAAAGGAGAAUGAGACAAAAACAGUGAUGAGUGUCUUUGUGUUCAGUUGAAUUAAAUUCAAUUUUAUUUGUAUAGAGCUUUAAGCAACAGACAUUGGCACAAAGCAGCUUUGACUUUUCUGUGAAGAGACUUCAUUUACCAUUUAUGGAAGGAGUCUCCAGUGUCA